CCUCAACAUCGGAAGCCAUGGCCAGUGAGGAAGAUGAGCCCAGGAACUGUGUGGUAUGUGGGGACCGAGCCACAGGCUAUCACUUCCAUGCCCUGACUUGUGAGGGCUGCAAGAGUUUCUUCAGACGAACAGUCAACAAAAAAACUGAUCUCACCUGCCCCUUUGCUGGAAGCUGUAAGGUCAGCAAGGCCCAGAGGCGCCACUGCCCAGCCUGCAGGUUGCAGAAGUGCCUAGAUGCUGGCAUGAAGAAGGACAUGAUCCUGUCGGCAGAAGCCCUGGCAUUGCGGCGAGCCAAGCAGGCCCAGCGGCGGGCACAGCAAGCACCUACGCAGCUGAGUAAGGAGCAGAAAGAGCUAGUCCAGAUACUCCUGGGAGCCCACAACCGCCACGUGGGCACCAUGUUUGACCAGUUUGUGCAGUUCAGGCCUCCGGCUCAUCUGUUCAUCCAUCACCAACGCUUGCCCACCCUGGUCCCUGGACUGCCUCUCCUCAUACACUUUGCAGACAUCAACACUUUCAUGGUACAGCAAGUCAUCAAGUUCACCAAGGAUCUACCCCUCUUCCGGUCCUUGCCCAUGGAGGACCAGAUCUCCCUUCUUAAGGGAGCAGCUCUAGAAAUCUGUCAGAUUGCACUCAAUACCACUUUCUGUCUCCAAACACAAAACUUUCUCUGUGGGCCUCUUCGCUACACAAUAGAAGAUGGAGCCCAAGUAUCUCCCGCAGUGGGGUUCCAGGAAGAAUAUCUCGAGUUGCUCUUUCGCUUCCACGGGACACUGCGCCGGCUGCAGCUCCAGGAGCCUGAGUAUGUUCUCAUGGCUGCCAUGGCCCUCUUUUCCCCUGCUCCCUAUCUUACAGACCGGCCUGGGGUUACCCAGAGGGAGGAGAUUGGUCAGCUCCAAGAGGAGAUGGCACUCACUCUGUACAGCUACAUCAAAGACCAGCAGCCAAGGCCCCAGGAUCGGUUUCUGUAUGCAAAACUGCUGGGCCUGUUGGCUGAGCUCCGGAGCCUUAACAACGCAUAUGGAUACCAAAUCCAGCACAUCCAGGGACUGUUCGCCAUGAUGCCACUGCUCCAGGAGAUCUUCAGCUGA
Diceros bicornis minor is the source of this 1091-nucleotide messenger RNA. RefSeq names its product nuclear receptor subfamily 1 group I member 3 (gene NR1I3). The transcript has 8 exons. NCBI's taxonomy places the organism in Eukaryota, Metazoa, Chordata, Mammalia, Perissodactyla, Rhinocerotidae. The record is from RefSeq and is a predicted model, not a curated record. Gene Ontology annotation, molecular function: nuclear receptor activity; zinc ion binding; RNA polymerase II cis-regulatory region sequence-specific DNA binding. Gene Ontology annotation, biological process: negative regulation of transcription by RNA polymerase II; cell differentiation; positive regulation of transcription by RNA polymerase II. The coding region runs from base 18 to 1091 and encodes 357 amino acids.